Molecule: messenger RNA, 985 nt
Organism: Phragmites australis (common reed)
Lineage: Eukaryota; Viridiplantae; Streptophyta; Magnoliopsida; Poales; Poaceae
Product: transcription factor RSL2-like
Exons: 5
Coding region: 45-908 (287 amino acids)
Biological process (GO): regulation of transcription by RNA polymerase II
Cellular component (GO): nucleus
Molecular function (GO): DNA-binding transcription factor activity, RNA polymerase II-specific; RNA polymerase II cis-regulatory region sequence-specific DNA binding; protein dimerization activity
Source: RefSeq, a predicted model, not a curated record
AAGCUGUUGUCUUUCCCUGCCUUGAGGCCUCCCACAUUACCGAAAUGGAGAGUCGCUACACUUCGUCUGCGCCAUCGAUAGAAGUCGACAUGAUGGCACCGUUUCUUGGAGCUCAUGAUCACUGCUUCACGUACGAGCACGUGGAUGAGUCCAUGGAGGCAAUGGCAGCUCUGUUCUUGCCUAGCCUCGACACCGACUCCAACUCCUCUUCUGGCUGUCUGAACUAUGACGUCCCUCCACAAUGCUGGCCCCAACCUGGUCAUAGUUCUAGUGUUACCACUUUCCCUGAUCCAGCUCAGAAUUAUGAGAGCUUUGAGUUUCCGGUUAUGGAUCCGUUCCCACCUACCGACUUCGAGUCGCAUUGCGCCAUCCCAUACUAUAGUGAGGAUCUGAGCCAUGCACAUGGCAACCAUUCAUCAGUCAGAGAGGAAGAAGCAGCCAACGAUACACCGGCCACUAACAAGAGGAAGUCUAGUUCUGCCACGAAGGCAUCAAAGAAGAGCAAGAAGGCUGGCAAAAAGAAUUCUACCGGCGACGACGAAGGCGGCAGCGCUUAUGUCGAUACGCAAAGCUCAAGCAGUUGCACCUCCGAGGAGGGAAAUUUGGAAGGCAAUGCGAACUCAAGCUCGAAGAAGACGGGCACCAGGGCCAGCCGUGGAGCAGCAACUGAUCCUCAGAGUCUCUAUGCAAGGAAGAGGAGAGAGAGGAUCAAUGAAAGACUGAGAAUUUUGCAGAACUUGGUUCCCAAUGGAACAAAAGUUGACAUUAGUACGAUGCUCGAGGAAGCAGCACAGUAUGUCAAAUUUUUGCAGCUUCAGAUUAAGUUGUUGAGCUCUGACGACAUGUGGAUGUAUGCCCCAAUCAUGUACAAUGGAAUUAACAUCAGCAAUGUUGGUCUCAACAUCUAAUAUCUGCAAAAGUAAAUCUCUCCGGACCUAUGGUGCUAACACUGUAUUGCAUAGGAAUCAAUUGAUUCUGGUCCAUA